Drosophila sechellia is the source of this 2254-nucleotide messenger RNA. It is a transcript of the gene inv, whose product is annotated as invected. Lineage: Eukaryota; Metazoa; Arthropoda; Insecta; Diptera; Drosophilidae. Gene Ontology annotation, cellular component: nucleus. Bases 256 to 1986 code for a protein of 576 amino acids. The record is from RefSeq and is a predicted model, not a curated record. Gene Ontology annotation, molecular function: DNA-binding transcription factor activity, RNA polymerase II-specific; RNA polymerase II cis-regulatory region sequence-specific DNA binding. The transcript has 4 exons. Gene Ontology annotation, biological process: neuron differentiation; multicellular organism development; regulation of transcription by RNA polymerase II.
AAUCAGUUGGUCGGCGGUUCGUAACAGCGCACGUUACGUUUUUAACGGACGAGCGGAUUAACGUCGGUAUCGACAAGUUUAUCACCCAACCCAAAAACCAAUUGUCAAUCGAAGACGAUAGCGCGGCGUCUUUGCCAAUCGAAGUGAUAUCUUUGGGCUGUGGUUAAUGUUUUUAAUGCUUUCUGGCUGCCCCGAAAUGCCGUCGGCUUUUGGUCCCCGUGAACUUUCGAGCUGAAGACCUAAGCCCUCAAACUGAUGUCCACCUUGGCCAGCACUCGACCGCCACCGCUCAAGCUGACUAUUCCUUCCUUGGAGGAGGCAGAGAACCACGCGCAGGAGAGGAGAGCGGGCGGAGGUGGCCAGGAAGUGGGUAAAAUGCAUCCAGAUUGCUUGCCCUUGCCGGUUGUCCAGCCGGGCAACUCGCCCCAAGUGCGGGAGGAGGAGGAGGACGAGCAGACGGAGUGCGAGGAGCAGCUGAACAUAGAGGAUGAAGAGGCCGAAGAGGAGCACGAUCUGGACCUGGAGGAUCCAGCCAGCUGCUGCAGUGAGAAUAGUGUCUUGAGUGUGGGUCAGGAGCAAUCGGAGGCAGCACAGGCGGCGCUAUCCGCUCAAGCUCAGGCCAGGCAGAGGCUUUUGUUCAGCCAAAUCUACCGACCGUCGGCUUUCAGCAGCACCGCUACCACUGUGUUGCCGCCCAGCGAAGGUCCGCCCUUCUCACCCGAAGAUCUCCUGCAACUGCCCCCCUCCACUGGAACCUUUCAGGAAGAGUUCCUGCGGAAGUCCCAGCUGUACGCCGAGGAGCUGAUGAAGCAGCAGAUGCAUCUAAUGGCCGCCGCCAGGGUGAACGCUCUCACGGCAGCGGCGGCGGGAAAACAGCUGCAAAUGGCAAUGGCGGCGGCGGCGGUGGCCACCGUGCCCAGCGGUCAGGAUGCACUGGCUCAGCUGACGGCCACGGCAUUGGGUCUGGGACCCGGUGGAGCGGUGCAUCCCCAUCAGCAGUUGAUACUGCAAAGGGAUCAAGUCCACCACCAUCAUCACAUGCAGAAUCACCUGAAUAACAAUGAGAAUCUGCACGAAAGGGCACUUAAAUUCAGCAUAGACAAUAUCCUGAAGGCGGACUUCGGUUCCAGAUUGCCCAAGAUUGGUGCUUUAAGUGGCAAUAUCGGCGGUGGCAGUGUAAGUGGCAGCAGUACUGGCAGCAGUAAAAAUUCUGGAACUACCAAUGGCAACAGAUCUCCCCUCAAGGCGCCCAAGAUGUCAGGAAAGCCUCUGAAUCUGGCUCAAAGUAACGCCGCCGCCAACUCGAGCUUGAGCUUCUCCAGCUCGCUGGCGAAUAUCUGCAGCAACAGCAACGAUUCCAAUAGCACCGCCACCAGCAGCAGCACCACCAACACCUCGGGGGCACCAGUGGAUCUGGUCAAGUCGCCACCGCCAGCGGGAGGAGCGGGUGCCACAGGAGCAUCUGGUAAAUCCGGCGAGGAUUCCGGCACUCCCAUCGUUUGGCCAGCGUGGGUCUACUGCACCCGCUACAGCGAUCGUCCAAGCUCAGGUCGAAGUCCACGAGCGCGAAAGCCCAAGAAGCCGGCGACGUCCAGUUCGGCGGCAGGUGCAGGUGGCGGCGGCGUCGAGAAGGGGGAGGCCGCCGAUGGGGGCGGGGUGCCGGAGGACAAAAGGCCGCGAACGGCCUUCAGCGGAACGCAGUUGGCCAGACUGAAGCACGAGUUCAACGAGAAUCGCUAUCUGACGGAGAAGCGACGCCAGCAGCUGAGCGGGGAACUGGGCCUGAACGAGGCGCAGAUCAAGAUCUGGUUCCAGAACAAGCGGGCCAAGCUGAAAAAGUCGAGCGGCACCAAGAAUCCGCUGGCGCUGCAGCUGAUGGCGCAGGGAUUGUACAACCACUCGACGAUACCGCUGACCCGCGAGGAGGAGGAGCUGCAGGAGCUGCAGGAGGCGGCCAGUGCCGCUGCCGCCAAGGAGCCCUGCUAGGAGGAGGUGGAGUGUGCGGCAAUAUCUACGAUCUAGUAUUUAUGAAGUAGCGUGUAAGCUAGCUUUAGAAAUUCUGAGCGAUUAAGAUGUACAAUAUUCUAGUCCGCCGCACACGCAGCCGAACGCAGAAUCAGGCGAAGAAAUCUUCCGGAGAAUUGGCCGCUGGGCGAAGAAAUCCCGCGAAGAGGCGAGCGAAGGUUGCGUGUGCGUUUUGUAUAAUAGAUUCAUAAAUUCACAACUAAAUAAUUUAAUAAACAUUUAAAUUAUA